Molecule: messenger RNA, 1761 nt
Organism: Lentinula edodes (shiitake mushroom)
Lineage: Eukaryota; Fungi; Basidiomycota; Agaricomycetes; Agaricales; Omphalotaceae
Exons: 4
Coding region: 226-1719 (497 amino acids)
Source: RefSeq, a predicted model, not a curated record
CUCUUGUGCUUUAGCCCACAAACAUCGUGUAAACUAUAUACUGUUAUCAUUAUCGAGUUCAAAAUGGAAACGCGACGCUGGCGCUUCUUUAGUCCUUUACCUCUUUACUUUUCCCAUUCAUUUUUUCAUCUCGCCUUGACGGCGCAGGCUUAUUUUUCUAGUCUUAUUUCAAGAGCAGGCUCUUACAUUCUAUUUCCUUGACCAUCUUUGCAUCCUUUUCUCAAUAUGCUUCUCAACAAGCCUGGUGCUUGGCCUGUGAUAAUUUGCCUUCUUUGGAAUCCUAGAAUAGCUCUAGCCUCAGAUAAACAGCCUCAAGUUCAAUGGAUUAGUCCUUCCGCAGGCGACGUCUUUACCUCUGGUGAUAGCAUCCUUGGAAAGUGGACUGCCAAUACCGCCGUGGUUUCUCCUGCUUUCAAGCUUUGUCCAGGUGGCCCUCAGUCUAGUCUGAAGUCGCGCGUAGAUGGUACCGGCGAUGAUGGAUCGGAUAUCUCAUGUGGAAGUAAGGUGUACCCCACAGUUCAGCAGUCCUCAGGGACGUAUUCAAUCUCGCUCGCUAUCCCGAAUACCACAACGGAUCAGACAUGGCACCUGGAAAUGUCGGACGACUUUGCUAAUACAUGGUCAUCUCCAUCUUUCUCUCUAUCUCCCUCUGGGUCUCCGAGUUUAGCUCCUGCCGUUGGUGCUCAAGCCCCUCUCUCACCUCAAUCUCAAACACCGACCUCUGCCUCGACCACGAGUGGCCCCGUUACCGCGAGUUCUAUUCCUGGCGUGAAUCCCGAGGCCGCUUCUGUUGCGACAAUGCUUGCCACACGUACGCCUCCUCCCACUGCCGCUUUUGCUAUUCCUCUGUCUAUAGUCGGCGCCAUCCUUCUCGUGGCGGUGUUCCUUUCUCUCAAACAUAAUCGUAAACUCGCAGAAGAGCGAGCGCAGGACGUGGAAAAGCUUGUGCUGUCAAGGAAAUCUAGUGUUGCAAGUAGCUUCAAGUCGGGCUUUAGCCGGCAGUCGGAUAUCGAGCAUGCACUCAACGUACUUUCCAAAGCUCAAAGUCAAGGGAAUGUCAAGCCGAUGCCAGUCCCUCUAUUCAUGCCAGUGGAGGUUCCUGUUCCGAAGCGAGAGGCGAGGCGAAGUACACGGGAAGCAUACUUCCCUGAACAAUACACAGAAUACAAUCGACGACCGAGACCCAGACAAGAAGUAAGAUAUCACGAGAGGCCUCCAUCCUAUCACACAGCUCCUCUGUCACGAUCGCAAAGUCGUACGCGCUCUCUGUUAUCGUCUGAUUAUUCCAGUUCCCGGGCUUCGAGUCGUACUGCCGUUCAUCCACCCUCACAUGGACAUCACUCUGCGUGCCAAUCUUCUCAUCGACUUCCGUCUCUACGAGUUGCCUCUCCACUUCAGUACUACGAGCAUUGCUCUGAUGGACAUCGAAAAAAGGAUCGACACUGUGAUCAACGCCAUUCAAGAUCGCAAUUCGAAGGACGUGACCACGACAUAGAAUGUGCUACUCAUUCCGUGCUAGAUGAUUAUCUCCCUCAACCUAAUCCUCAUGAUCAUUCACCCGGUCCUCCUGUAUGCCUGAUGCCGGCACCACAAAGGCUUCAUGUUCGAAACAAUAGUGCGAUGUCUUCCAGGUCCUACGAUGAAGAGGAGGAAGAAAUGAUGGAAGUAGAUUUAUAUGGUGCAGUGGCAGAUAGUUUGAAUCGAGCUCGUAGACAUUGAAAUACUUCUUACGCAUUUGCAAUAUUACAAGUUUACAAGAUG